Messenger RNA from Sodiomyces alkalinus F11, 2187 nucleotides. RefSeq lists its product as hypothetical. Bases 1 to 2187 code for a protein of 728 amino acids. The transcript is spliced from 2 exons. The record is from RefSeq and is a predicted model, not a curated record. NCBI's taxonomy places the organism in Eukaryota, Fungi, Ascomycota, Sordariomycetes, Glomerellales, Plectosphaerellaceae.
AUGGCACCGGCCUCGGCAUCAUCAGGGUUUACUGCCGACCCUCGUAGCUCCUCCUCCCAGUCCCUGGGUUCCUCUUCCUUCGGCGACCAUUCCAACACCGCCUCCCGACGCACCUUGCUUGUCGUCUAUAUCCAUGGCUUUUAUGGGAACGACCAAUCUUUCCGCUCCUUCCCCGCGCAUGUCCACAGCCAUCUCCGAAAUGCCCUGGCUCAUUCCCAUGUCGUACACACCAAGACCUAUCCCCGCUACAAGACAUACAGGGCUAUCGAGGUAGCCCGUGACAACUUCAGCGCCUGGCUGGAGCCACAUGAAGGCCCUACGACAGACGUGAUUCUGGUAGGCCACUCCAUGGGGGGCAUCCUCGCCGGCGAGGUAGUCCUAUCACCCAACCGCCAUCCGUACUCUUCCCAUCCCUUCAGGCAUCGUAUCCUCGGCACUGUCUCUCUCGACUCCCCAUUUCUGGGCCUCCACCCAGGUAUCGUCGCAUCUGGACUUGCUAGUCUCUUCCACCCCUCGCCCACCCCUUCCCCUUGGUCCGAAGAAGCGGCGGAUAUUUCUCCGACAGUCUCCAAUACAGCCGCCUCGACUCCACUGAGCACCAACUCACCCCAGGUCAGCCAGCACAGUUCCAUCGUUCCCGAAUACGCAGACCAAGCGUCCUUCCUAUCCCCAACCUCUUCACCAUCUACGGAACCUCGCGACCCCCUCUUCAACCCUCCUUUCUUCAACGACAACGCCUUCAAAGAACGCCCUUUCCACAAACGACUGGCUCGUUUUGUGAAAAAGCACAGUUCUGAGGGCAUCAUAGGCGCCGCUCGCAACCAUGUACUCUCGCAUCUCGAGUACGGCGGUUGCCUGGCAGACUACCCGGCCCUUCACUCGCGCUACAACAAACUGCGCGCACUGGAGGACGUUGAUGACCUCGCGGCCUUUCGCGACCACCCAAACGACCCGUCCGCUCAAAAUUCUAUGCCAGCCAGAGUCCGCUUUGUCAAUUACUUUACCGUCAGCACUGGUAGACCCAAGCAGCCCCAGUCGGGAACCCAGUCGGGAACCCCGUCGCCGACCGACGAGAGACGUUCACCUGUAGACACGAUCCUCCCCUCGCCGGCAGGGCAGACGGUCGAUUUGCAACGGGGUACCUUGCGUGCCGAGGAUUCCGAGGGUCUACCCAGGACUUCAGGUGAUGGCGUUAUAACCCCUAAAAUCUCUCUCGACGCGCCGGAUGCCCGGGAAAGCCUUCUGAUUCUUGAUCCCAUGCCCAUGGACCAACUGUCCUCGGGCGAUGAACUCGCAUACUCGCGAAAUCAAGAUGAGGGUCCCUUACAUGUGUCGAGUAAGGCCGACAACUCCCCCGACGGACGAGUCCCUGCAAAUGCACCACAGGAAGCGGCACAAGACUCUGGAGUUCUGGCCGCCUCCCUCGAGCGUGACCUGGAUUUACCCCCAAUCCCCGACCUGCCCGUCCAACCAACCCCUCCCGAUUUAGACAGCUACGUCGACAAAGAGGCCCGCCGUCAAGCCGAGAAGGAAGCGAAGAAGGCCCAGAAAGGUUACGAGCAGGCGGUGAAACAUCGUGACAAAGUACUUCGCCAACGACAGCAGCUCUUGGACAAACACCGCCGACGGACCGAGAAAGAAGCAGCUCGGCAAGCGAAGCAAGCCGCCAAGGACCGAGUGCGGGAGGAGAAGCAACUCGCUUGGGAGGAAAAGAAGAGCGGCCCGCAGGAGGAAAAAGAGCACGACACCGGGCCGCUCAGUCUGGGAGGCGCCCAUGUGGAUGGAGCAUCAUCAUCAGUUGCCCUGUGUGACGGGCAAGCCACCGGCAACAGGCCUAAAGGCGAACGACGGGAUAGUACUCAUAGGGAUGCAGACGCCCAGGAAAUGGACCCGAGAAAACCCACACUUUCGCCGGUCAAGCGGAAGCCGCCCAAGGAGCGCAAGUUUUGUGUUCUCCCUCGCCGGGUCGGCGAAGGCCGCGAUGAGACAUGGGUGCGCGUCUUCAUGGAAGGUGUCGACGAAGUGGGCGCGCACUGCGGCCUCUUCGAAUCAGGCCCGCAUUACGAUCGCCUUGUCGGCGACGUGGCGCAGCGCAUGGUCGACUGGGUGCAGGAGGAUUUGAACUUGGCCGCUGUUCGUCGGCUGGCUGAAGAGGGCGACGGAGAUAUGGUUGGAGGUGAGAAGUAG